AUGUUGUAUUCCACAGUGGGUCAUGUGACCUCUCAGAUCGACCAAUCAGCUAUCGACUACCUGGCUCGGUUCCUGGACUUCCGGUUCCAGGUGAUUGACAACCUGCAUGACCAGGGCACCACGUGCCAGCUUCUCUUUAAUCUGACCAAUCGGGGCAACCUCGUGAUCCAGACCGGCCCCUGGAGCAUCUUCUUGAACAAGAUCCGGGGAAUACCCCCCAGUCAGCUGGGGGAGGGUCUCGCGGAGCAAGGUUGGAGGCUGGACAGGGUCCAAGGCUCCCUCUAUCGCCUGUCCCCCACCCGUAACUUCCUCCCCCUCCCGCGGGGACAGUCCCGCAUCAUACACUUCCUGGGUGAACAGUGGAUGUCCAGCCGGUCUGACGUCAUGCCCAACGUGUACGUCACCGCUAACGGACUGAUCCCUAGGGUACUCGCCAACACCCGAGACGAGAGCCUUCAGUUCGGCGGGACCUACGACACCCUGAAACAGUGGAAGCGAGACACGGACGAUCUGUACAACCCGCCCACCCCACAGGAAAGGUUCCAGAGAAACCUAGGGUCUGAAGGGGAGGCAGGAGGAACACGGGGGGAGGAAUGGAGGAGAAGGUUGAUUCCCCAACCUCUCUCAGCGGUGUUUGACACAUCACGUGAUCUGACCAUUGCAGACCAGUGGCCCAUAGCUGCUGACACGGAGGUCGUCUGGGAGGCUACUUUUCUAGCAGGUCAGCUACGUAUGAACCGCCCAACACAGACCGACCAGACAAACAAUGUCAUCAGGCUCAGGAUGGGACAGGUCGAUCUCCGCGACGUCACCGACAGACGACUCUUCAACAGCAGCGACGCCUAUCGCCUAACAGCGGACCCGACAACCAAUACUGUAGAAAUCACUGGCCAGGGACCAUCUGGUGUAUUCUAUGGCAUCCAUUCCCUGCUGAUGUUGUUGAAUGGUGGCCGUGUACUGCCACAAACGAGAAUAACGGAUGCUCCCCGAUUUGAAUACAGAGGCAUGCAUUUGGACGUUGCAAGGAACUUCCUCCAGAAACAGGAUGUGCUGAGACUUCUGGGAGCUAUGUCUGCGUAUAAGCUGAACAGGUUCCACUUUCAUCUGUCUGACGACCAGGGUUGGAGACUAGCGAUUCCAGGACUGCCAGAUCUCACCAGGUUUGGAUCAAGGAGAUGUCACGAUCUCAAUGAGAACCUUUGUCUCCUCCCAGAAAUUGGUUCAGGACCCAGCACAGGCACUUCCGGUUCCGGUUUCUACACUAUCGCUGAUUAUCGCGAGAUUUUACAGUUUGCGAGAGAACGCCAUAUCGAGGUGAUCCCCGAGUUUGACAUGCCAGGCCAUUCCAGAGCAGCCAUUAGGUCAAUGGAGGUGAGACGGAGGAGAUUGGCGAGACAGAGGAGGGUGGCUGAAGGAAGAGCCUUCCUGUUGGCAGACGACCGGAGCAGUCUCCCCGACCCGCGCGAGGAGAUGUUCCACAACAACGCCAUCAACCCCUGCAUCCCGUCAACCUACCGCUUCGUGGAUCACGUGAUCAAUGAGUUGGUCCAGAUGCACCAAGGCGUCAACCCACUACGGGUGUUCCACUUCGGAGGGGAUGAAGUGUGGGGAAGAACGUGGAACCACUCCAUCUCGUGUCAACGACUCCGACUGACGGACCCAGUAGCUAACGUGAGCCUGGCUCGCUACUUCGCCAACAGAGUGUCCCAGCUGGUCGCUGCCCGGAACUUGUCACUUGCAGGCUGGGAGGAUGGGCUGGUGCAUGAUGGGAUACUGCAUGACCGGAGAGAGCUGGCGACCCCGGAUGUAUAUGUCUACCCCUGGAACAAUCACUGGACGUGGGGACAUUACAAUAACUCAUAUAGACUCGCCAAUGCUGGAUUCAAGGUCAUCAUGAGCCAGGCCACCCAUCUGUACUUUGACCACCCGUACGAGGCUGACCCGGAAGAACGAGGUUUAAUCUGGGCCACUCGCUUCACAGACACCCGGAAAGUGUUCGACUUCUCUCCCCUGAAUCUGUACUCGAACAUCGACUGGGGCCGCUCGGGGGAGCCACUGUCGACAGCGGACGUGUGUGGAGAGGACGGCAGUCGAUGUGUUCAGCUGACGAGACCAGAAAAUAUCAUAGGGAUGCAGGGUCACCUGUGGACAGAGACUGUCCGGACAGCUGACCAGAUGGACUACAUGAUCUACCCCCGUCUGCUAGCUCUGGCAGAACGUGCCUGGCACGAGGCACCAUGGGAACGUCUACAGAGCGGACCACAACGCACUGUGCAGGAGGAAGAGGACUGGGAUUCUUUCAUCGCCGCGGUGGGAUACAGAGAAAUUCGCCGGAUGGACCAGGGUGGUAUUCAGUACAGAAUUCCUCCGCCCGGUGCUCGAAUGGAGGGGACCCGACUUCUAACCAACAACGUCUAUCCCGGUCUACCGGUCCAGUUCCGGUCACGUGACACUGACCCCUGGCAGGACGUCUCAGGUGACCUUGAGAUCAGAGACAACCAGACCCUGUUCCUCAGAUCAAGAUCCCACGAUAACCGACGGUUCAGCAGGAGUGUCCCCUUCACACCCAACCCGGCACCCAGUCUCCCUAUCGUGACCCUCAACACCAUCGAGAUGAUCGCGGAGUACCUGCAGAUAAACCUGACCGUCAUCGACAACACGGCGCAGCCUGACCACAGCCUCGUUGACAUGACCCUCACCAACACCAACGACUCCGACAUCGUGGCUGGCAACUGGGAGAUCUAUUUCUACAGCUUUGCACAGCUGUUCCCUCCCAAUCUCGUCCACAACCCUGAAGGUUAUGUCUUGCAGGAACACAGUCUGAGGUUUACCCACGUUAAAGGUGUUUUGUUCAAGUUCCAGCCUGUUCCUGGGUUUCCACCACUCCGCCCUAACGAGCCUCGAGUGGUCAGACUUGUCAUAGGCAUAUGGCUGUCGGCCAGGAACUAUGUGAUGCCCAACUGGUAUGUGACGUCAGAAGGGAUGUCUGCACGGGCGGUGAAUGCUACCAAGGGAGAGGGUUUGGACUUCCUGGGUCCUUUUACUAAUGAGAGACAAUGGAAGACAAGCAGAGACGACAGGUACAACCCUCUGAGUCUCGAGGACCGUUAUACCUUGAACCAGCUGACUGAGGACCUCGGAGGACCGGGGGGACAUAUUCUCCCAACACCACUAGAAACACAGAUAGACAACAGUUCCAGCAUCCUGCUGUCCCAGUGCUGCUGGGGUGUGGCUGCAGACAUCCCCUUCAUCCGGGAGGCGCGGUUCCUCGUAGCCGCCCUCAACAUGAGUUCAGUAACACUGUCCAGAAACCGUGCAAGGUCACGUGUCAUCGAGCUCAGACGCGGGAACCCGGAUGUCAGAGUGGACGACGUGGUCACCUCGUCACCGGAAGCAUACACCCUGACAGUGGAUCCUGGGAGGCAGGUGGUCACAAUAGUGUCACGCGACCCUGCAGGUGCGUUUUAUGGGGUGCAGAGUUUGCUGAGCUUGUGUCGAGACGGGAGUGGAAGGUACACAGGAGAAGUGCCCAGAGCUACAGUGAGGGACGCGCCCCGAUACGAGUACAGAGGAUUACUGAUGGAGGUAGCACGCAACUUCCGGUCAAAAGAGGAAGUGAUGAAAGUUAUGAAUGUGAUGGCGACUUACAAGAUGAACCGGUUCCUGUUCCACCUGGGUGACGACGAGGGGUGGCGCCUGGAGAUACCAGGGCUUCCAGACCUUACCAGGGGGAAGCGCUGCCACGACUUGUCAGAGACACACUGCCUCCUUCCACAGCUAGGAUCGGGGGAAGAUAACUCAACUUCCGGUUCCGGUUUCUAUACUGUUGAGGACUACAGAGAGAUAAUCAGAUAUGCUGCUGACAGGCAUAUAGAGGUGAUUGAGAUGUUCGACAUGCCUGGUCACUCUCGAGCCGCCAUCGUUGCCAUGCAGGCCCGACAAGCCCGUCUCCGUGACCUUGGUGACCCUACAGCAGACGACUUCCUGUUGACUGACGCAGACGACAACCUGGACUUCCUGACGGUGCAGAUGUUUGACGACAAUAUGGUGAACCCGUGUCUGGACUCGACCUACAGAUUCAUCCGCCACGUGAUGCAAGAGGUGCAGAGAAUGAGACGAGAUAUAGACCCUAUGCGGACGUAUCACUUUGUAGGAGGUGAAGUGAGAGACGUGUUUGUAAAUUCUUCCGCGUGUAGGGCACGACGACUGGACAGGAAUGGAGUGAGGGAGUACUUCGCGGAACAAGUGUCACGUAUUGCAUCUGAUCUGCGCAUCAACCUGUCAGGAUGGGUGGAUGGGCUGAUAGACACAGAGGAAACCCCGUUCCGUCGACUGUCCAACAUUCGUACCGCCAUGGUGUGGAACAACGACUGGAGUGUGGGAAGAGCGAACAGAGCCUACAGGAUGGCUAAUGAUGGAUACAAGGUAGUGCUAGGCCAUGCCACCCACCUGUACCUGGACCACCCCCAGGAGCCCGACCCCCGGGAACGCGGCUUGUUCUGGGCUACUCGCUACAUAGACGCCAGGAAGAUGUUCUGGUACAUGCCGGACGACAUCUACAGCAACGUGGACGUCACCUUCUUAGGGGAACCUCUCACACGGCAGGGCUACUGUGCCCGGGGACAAGACAUCUGUCUGCCGUUACAGCGACCACGUAACGUCAUAGGUAUUCAAGCCCAGAUGUUCAGCGAGAUGACGCGGACCGCGGGCCAGCAGGAAGGGCUUCUGUACCCGAGACUUCUGGCUGUGGCGGAGAGAGCGUGGCACCGGGCCAAGUGGGAGAACGUCAGUGACGUCACGGCUAGAAACACGUCACGUGUUCAGGAUUGGAGUCGUUUUGCUAACACUCUUGGGUACAAAGAGUUACCGUUCCUUGACAGGCUUGGCGUUGCGUAUCGACUUCCGCUACCAGGCGCUAGGGGUCAAGGCCGUAGGUGGAAGGUCAACACAGAGUACCCCAACGAGAACGUGGAGGUGAGCUACGACAACGGCGCCACCUGGGACAACGUCGUCUCUGACACAGUUACGGCUCCGGACGAGGGGGUCCCCCAUUUCAGAACAAGGUCCCCCGUACGACAGCGUUACAGCCGCGUGGUUCCCUCAUCCAGCGUCAACGUCGCUUCCUCCUCCUCCGUCGUCGGCUUCAUCACAGUAACCUCCCUUCUUGUCCAGCUCUAUAACCGCUGACGCCGACUUUAUUCUGUUUGAAAGUGUUAAAGAUUCUUGUAACGAGUCAUAAACAAACUGUUUGUUUUACGGGUGUAGCAACAUUGUCCGUCUCUAUAAUCAUGUAUGCUCUUUGAAACACGUAGGGGACCAUGGCAAGAAUGUAAUUACUGAAAAGUAAACAACGAAAUGUGUUAACGCGAAACACCCUACGAUGUAAAACCUCAUGUUUUUAUUGGCCAGUGUGUUCCAUGCCUGUGAUAAGCAGACGAAGGAUCAGGUACCAGUAAACCCUUGUUGACGUUAGACACUGUUCAGGACGUCGCAGGUCAACUACUGGAUCAUUUGAUUCGAACCCAGAAUCUACGAAAUCCAGCUGAAACGGUGAACUGUCUACAAACGUUCUUCAGGAUAAUGGCGUACUGGUAACGGGUCAGACAUGCAACACGGCCACGGGUUCUGUAGUUCCAUAUAAAUCGCCAUAUUACCAAGAGAACGUCAGUGGUGCACUAGGUCGAGUCAUAAUUCACAUUGCACUUGAUAGCUGUGGUGGUAAUUGACGAAGUCGAAAGGAACGUCAAGCCAACGUUAUCCUGACGCAACGUCAACCAAAUGACAGGUUUGACAAAUGGAGUCACUAUGCCUGACUCCAGUUGUUGCAAAUUAGGGUCACAGCGGAGUAUUGACGGGGUAACCUGUUUAAAUGCUUGUUGUCACGUGUCAAGAGGCGUGGCGACGUUUUGUCUUUGGGAUAACAUCAUUGGAAUUCACCUUGCCCAAAUAGCCAUUGCAAACCUUCCGCAGCGCAACGUCCAUAGCAUGUCAUCGUGACCUACGACCCCAUUGUCCUCAUUGACCUCGUCUGGUACACGAAGGGCGACCUGGGCGUCAACGUCCAUAGCAUGUCAUCGUGACCUACAGCCCCAUUGUCCUCAUUGACCUCGUCUGGUACACGAAGGGCGACAUGAACGUCAACGGCGAAGGCGUUGUCGGAACUUGGGACCGACACUCCAAUGCGUCUUACAGACCCCGACAAAUCGCCCUUGUUGAGACUCGUAGAGGGAAUGAAUAUAUUGGUAGAAUUCACGACUGAUCCUGAAAACGUCAACUUUCACAUCUAUCCCCAUUGUCCUUCAAGGUCGUUGGCGGUCACAACAUCGUCUGUCAUGCGUCAACUUCGCUGUGACUAAUUCGUUCAACAUUAUACAGCUAUAAAUGGAAAGUAACAUUUCUGACAAGUUUCACAAUUCAAUAUAUUUCCGAGUGUCCCCUACUUUUGAAAGAGUACAAAUGUAUAUAUGCAGUUCAACAUUGUGUAUAUAGACUGUAAGUGUCCUGUGUUUUCCUGCAGAAUGAAUGAGGCAAGGAUCGAUGUGUCACGUUCGACUCACACCUGUAAUCAACCCAGUUCGAUAUACCUUGCAGUGAAUAUCACCUGUAAUCAGCCCAGUUCGAUAUACCUUGCACCUGGCACAGUGACUAUCAUCUGCAAUCAACUCUGUCCUAUACUCCUGGCAAAGUGACUGACUCCCUCUUUGAACUCUAUCCUAUAUACCUGCAAAAGUGGUUAAAACACCUGUAAUCAACUCAAUCCUAUAUACCUGGCAAAGUGGCUGACACCUUCCAUGACCUCUAUCCUGUACACCUGGCUGAGUGGUUAACACACCUGUAAUCAACUCAAUCCUAUACUCCUUUCACAAUGGCUGACACCUGUAAUCAACUUUAUCCAAAUACCUGGAACUGAUGCUAUCGCCUUUGUGUAAAAUCUUUCCUAUACACCCGGCAGAGUUGUUAACACACCUGUAAUUAGGUCUAGCAGUAACAUUCUCUGUCAUAUACCUGGUUAUAAUGGUUAUCACAUCUGUGAUCAAGUCUAACAUUCACGCCUGGCGUUUGUUACCUCAACACACCUGUAAUCAGCUCUGAUACCUGUUACUCUGACAAAACAUCCUCGUGUCAAGACAUCAGAAUUAUAUCACUUGAACGACCCUGUUGGGGUAAAACAACGGUGUGCUGUUGAUAUGAUUUGAUAUGUUAAACGCCUAUCUGUAGAUGUACAUGCAGUAUAAUAAAAGAUGGGCAGACUGACGUAUCUUAUGGAUGCAGAAAACAUGACGUCAUUUCAGAAAGAGAUUAGUUUAGAGAAGAGCAAGAUCCUCACAAGUGUUGGAAACAUACCAUUUGUGAAUAUUUGUCCGUCGAUAAUCUGCAAUAUACUUAGGCCAAGUGACAUACCGUGUCUAACAAAUCCCAUAUUUUAACAUGUAAUAGCGCGGUGGGGUAGCCUAGUGGUUAAAGCGUUUGCUCGUCACGCUGAAGACGAUGGUUCGAUAACCCACACGGGCACGAUGUGUGUCCCCCGUCGUGAUAUUGCUGGAAUAUUGCUAAAAGCGCCUAAACCGAAAAAUCACUCACUCACUGAUGUUUUGUAUUUUAGUGUACAAGGGGCAGUUGGUUUCCAGUGUAAGUUUAUAAUAACUGGCAGAUCAUGUAUAUUUAUAGAGCUAAUUGUCGUUCUCACGAUCGUCUGUGUUCCAGUGAACGUGACUGAAAUGUUAUAUCUGGCCAGAAAGGUGCACUUGUUUGCAACAUUGUUAUCAGUAGGCAACAUGACGUCAGUGUGUUGUCAAUAGGCACGACCUUCGUGUUCUAUGUUUGUAUUAUGUCGUCCAUGCUGUGUAAACAUAAACCCCCGUCGUGUCAUGCAUGACGGCGAUAAUAAUAAUAUAUGAAAAUAAAAAUGUGAACUUCA
Messenger RNA from Haliotis rubra (blacklip abalone), 7918 nucleotides. RefSeq lists its product as uncharacterized. The record is from RefSeq and is a predicted model, not a curated record. Gene Ontology annotation, cellular component: membrane. Gene Ontology annotation, biological process: glycosaminoglycan metabolic process; carbohydrate metabolic process; ganglioside catabolic process. Bases 1 to 5187 code for a protein of 1728 amino acids. The transcript has 18 exons. NCBI's taxonomy places the organism in Eukaryota, Metazoa, Mollusca, Gastropoda, Lepetellida, Haliotidae. Gene Ontology annotation, molecular function: polysaccharide binding; beta-N-acetylhexosaminidase activity.